Petromyzon marinus (sea lamprey) is the source of this 2514-nucleotide messenger RNA. It is a transcript of the gene PRORP, whose product is annotated as protein only RNase P catalytic subunit. NCBI's taxonomy places the organism in Eukaryota, Metazoa, Chordata, Hyperoartia, Petromyzontiformes, Petromyzontidae. Gene Ontology annotation, cellular component: mitochondrion; mitochondrial ribonuclease P complex. Gene Ontology annotation, biological process: mitochondrial tRNA 5'-end processing; tRNA 5'-leader removal. Gene Ontology annotation, molecular function: protein binding; ribonuclease P activity. The record is from RefSeq and is a predicted model, not a curated record.
AAUGCAUCUCGGCGCCACCCGCGGGUCCACCACGUGUUGUUCGCUGCUGCUGCUGCCACUGCUGCCACUGCACCUACUCGGAUGAGACCUCUCGUCUCUUCCUUCACCCCAGUUUUUAAGUAAACACUUUUCUCUCGCAAAUCGCCCCAAACUCGGCGGUCUCCCCCUGCCAAGUGCCGCCACGCGUUUCCAUUAUCGGCGGUCGGACUCGCCCGGCCCUACCCGUCCCGUGGAUUGCCCGGGGUUAAUUGUUGGAUUCCCCGAGGCUCUGGUCUCUCGGUGCUGCAUCUCGCCGUCUCUCCUCGCCACGGCAUGGCGUGGCGGGCACAGGGCCUCUCCCUCCGCGCCCUACGCCGGCUGUGGCCCCGAGGUCCGGGCAGCCACGCGGCCGUCGCCUCCCCGUGCGGCUCCGUGGUGCCGGCCAGGGGCGACUGCACCCCGCCGCGGGCAGGCAAAGCCAAGCAGUCGUUCUUCACGAACGUGGUGAGGCCCAUUGAGGAGGAGAAGAAGAAGAAGAAGGGACAGUUCAUUGCCAACGCCGUCUCGCCGCAGACGCCUGGUGGACGCGAGCAACAGCAGCAGCAGAAAUAUCAGCAGCAGGAAGACCCACAGUGGACGAAGCAAGAUCAGCAAAAGCAGCAAUACCAGAGGUCUACGGUAGAGGCACCGGACCAACCUCUGAGCCCAGCGGAUUGGGCAGCCCUGAAGAAAGAGGCCAACAACCCAAGGUUUGAGUCCAUAGUCAUUGAAAAACUAAUUGAGACCCGCGGAGACCUGGACAUUGCCAAGUCGCUGCUUAACUUCGUGGCGCUGGAGAGUGGUGACGUUUCCUACGGCAUGCUGCUACCGUACCUUCGCUUGUGCGUGGCCAACCAGAACGGAUCCGAGUUUCUGGAUGUGUACAAAAUCAUGCGUGAUCGUUACUCCAUCCUCGAGGACACGGCGUAUACCUUCGCCAUCCGCGGGCUGUGCAUGACGGAGCGCUGGCGAGAAAGCUUGGCUUUGCUGGAGGAGAUGAACAGCAUCCUGCAUCCUGCAGCGGUGAACUACACGGACAUUGUAAAGGCGGCAUUGGCCAGAUGCGAUGUUGAGCUGGCUUUUCGGCUCUAUGCAGAAAUGCUGCAGAAGGACCUCCUGCCACAAGAUUCGAUGCUGCAGGCGUUUUUUGAGCUGCGCGGAGAGUUGGCCGAGACCAACCGGGAUAAACUGGAGGGAAUUCUGCAGUACCUACGGCACAGUCAAACCUUUCCUUCCGAGAAGCUGGCCAGGAGUAUUGGCGACUGGUUUGAAAGCUUUAAAGAGGAGAAAUGGAAAGCAAGAUACAUUCACAUCCUACCACAGGCAGAACACUGUCCGAGUUGCGGUGAGAACCUGGAGUCGAUCUAUCUGACGGAGGGCGAGUACAAGCAGUUACAGGAAUGCAUCAUGAACGACGUCAUCAAGGGGCAUGACAUCUAUCGCAAGACCACACCCGCUGAGCUGGCACGCUUUCAGCGGCACAUUGCCAGCAACGGUCCCUAUGACGUGGUGGUGGACAGCCUCAACGUCUCUCACAUCAGUGGCAAAUAUGCUCAAUCACAGAUCCUCAUGGAUGUGGUGUCUCACCUAGCUGAACACGGGAAGCAGGUGCUGGUGCUGGGCCGGCGACACAUGCUCAAAAACUCUAACUCCUGGCUUCGUGAGCACAUGAAUAUCGUGAGGACGCAAGCAGACUGCUUCUUAAUGGAAAACAUUUCCAAGGACGAUCCUUUCCUGCUCUACGCGUGCCUGCACUCCGGAAACCACUGUUGGUUCGUGACGCGUGACCUGCUACGCGACCACUGCGCGCGCCUCACAGAGCCCAAUAUGCGACACCUCUUCCGCAAGUGGCAGCGUGGACACCAGCUGGUGUUGGAGACCUACAUCCCCAAGGGACAAAUCAUUUUUAAGACGGUGCCGUCUUUCGAUACGGUUUUGCAGACAACGACAAAGAGCUGGCACAUCCCAUACGACAAGGAUGGGAUCGAGAGGUCCCACAUUCAGGUCCCUGGAAACUGGGUGUGCAUGCACAAACAAAAAUCGCAAAGACGACUUCAUAACUUACUUAAAGACUCAGAAUGACAAAAUAGCCUCACUGGCUCGUAAUUUCAGAGAGAAACAAUUGUGGAAAAGGUGUGCAAUUAGACAUGGUUUACCGUCUAGCCUUUAUUUUACAUGCACUGAUAAUUAUGCUGUAUUUGCAGUUGUUCAUACAAAAUAAUACCCAGUCAAGUUGAAAAUGUUAAACUGUACAUAUUGUGUGCAAAGCAUUCACGUACUUUUAAUUAUACAAUUAUAGAUAUACACAUUUUACAGUCAUUUUGUGGGUUUUUGGUUUCUUUGUGGAAACGUACGUACUUCUGCAGAAAUGGUUAUGUUAACAGCAGCACCACCACACAUUGUUACGCACCAAUAGUUCUGUUGGUACAACGUUUUAUUUUGUGCAUAUUAAUUUGCAGCAACUGACAUUCAGUAGGGAUUAAAAAUAUAUCAAUG